AUGCCCACGCGGUUCGCGGGUAACCCAACCUGCACAGUAAGCACCACGUGCCAUUACCUCUUCGCAAAGGCCUUACAACCCGUCAACGAGACCACCAAGUUCGUUUCAGGAACUGGCAAGUGCUUUUCCAAGACCCGACGGCUCCCCGGCCGAUGCUCGUCUGCAGCUCCUCGCUCGAUAUGGCAUGCCGUCUACGGCAGAUUAUAG
Molecule: messenger RNA, 207 nt
Organism: Penicillium subrubescens
Lineage: Eukaryota; Fungi; Ascomycota; Eurotiomycetes; Eurotiales; Aspergillaceae
Exons: 1
Coding region: 1-207 (68 amino acids)
Source: RefSeq, a predicted model, not a curated record